Molecule: messenger RNA, 935 nt
Organism: Clupea harengus (Atlantic herring)
Lineage: Eukaryota; Metazoa; Chordata; Actinopteri; Clupeiformes; Clupeidae
Gene: vcpkmt
Product: valosin containing protein lysine (K) methyltransferase
Exons: 3
Coding region: 402-872 (156 amino acids)
Biological process (GO): peptidyl-lysine trimethylation
Cellular component (GO): protein-containing complex; cytosol
Source: RefSeq, a predicted model, not a curated record
UCAGCGUCGUUAGGACACUCGUGUUUUUCCUUGCACCCAGGUGCUCUCUCGCUGCAUUCGUGUUUGACUUUGCCCUAUUCUUAAUGGCUUUGUCAAAGAUUUGACAUAGGAUCUACCAAUCUAAAAUCUUUUGCUUGAUGAUUUGACAUCAUACAAGCAUAUGUCUGUUUGACAUCCUCAGUGACGUCUGAAUUUUAACUUCCGGGGCAUGAGCUGGGUAACGACAAAUUAAAUCAAGUAAAGAUUUGAAAAGUAAAACCCCGGAUCCUCUUUUUUCUACUGUUAAUGAUCCAGCGUAUAGAUUAUUUAUAGGAUAGACAAAUGAAGGUCUGUAGGCUAUAUUGUUCUCAGAGCUCGAUUUAUGAAUCAUAAAUGCCAAUGGUAACUUCACAACACAGAGUAUGGCAAAUGUGUCGGAACAGUGUGAGGAAGAUACCUAUUUUGUUCGAGAACUAGAGAAAAAUGACGGCUCGGUUCUUAAAGUGAAUCAGUGCUUAAAAGGAGAUGUAGGCCACGUGGUAUGGGAUGCCGCGAUUGUUAUGGCGAAAUAUUUGGAAACAGAAGCAUUUUUAAAUUCAGGUACCGGAGUCAGUUCUUGGACUUCAAAAAAGGUACUUGAACUGGGAGCAGGCACUGGUAUUGUGGGACUUGUUGCAGCAACAUUAGGAGCCCAUGUGAUUUUAACUGAUCUGGACGACCUACAGCAUCUCCUCCAAAAGAACAUCGCAGAAAACCAGGCGUUGAUUACAGGUUCUGCCACUGCCAAAGUAUUAACAUGGGGUGAAGACCUCACUCAUUUCCUCCCUCCUCCUGAUGUGGUUCUGCUGGCAGACUGUAUCUACUAUGAACAGGUAUGUUUUGAUUCAGGGUAAACAAUUUGUAUGAUUCAUUUCACCAGACUAUUAAAACAACGUUUAUUGAUUUGGGCUUUCUGU